This is a messenger RNA of Saccoglossus kowalevskii, 1653 nucleotides long. Its product is annotated as thioredoxin reductase 2, mitochondrial-like. The record is from RefSeq and is a predicted model, not a curated record. Gene Ontology annotation, molecular function: glutathione-disulfide reductase (NADPH) activity; flavin adenine dinucleotide binding; thioredoxin-disulfide reductase (NADPH) activity. Gene Ontology annotation, cellular component: mitochondrion; cytosol. Gene Ontology annotation, biological process: cell redox homeostasis; glutathione metabolic process; cellular response to oxidative stress. NCBI's taxonomy places the organism in Eukaryota, Metazoa, Hemichordata, Enteropneusta, Harrimaniidae.
GCGCCUACUGUAUUGCUCCUGUCCGGUCAUUGACCUAUAUAAAAAUUACGCCACAAGCGUUGGCAAAGGAGAGGCAACAUGGCGUCGUCCAUUUGUCGAAUGUGUCUUUCGAAGUUCGUGAAUAAUUGGCAAUUUUCGUAUGGAAAGGUGUUGCAUAAUUCUCGAACGAUUAAAGUGAGGUAUUUUUCAGAUUUCAAAGAUCAAUAUGACUUAGUUGUGAUUGGAGGAGGAUCUGGUGGGCUUGCCUGUUCAAAGCAAGCCGCCCUAUUGGACAAGAAAGUACUUGUCAUGGACUAUGUUGAUCCAUCGCCUCAAGGCACUAAAUGGGGUCUAGGUGGUACAUGUGUUAACGUGGGAUGUAUACCAAAAAAGUUAAUGCAUCACGCAUCAUUAGUUGGAGACGCUGUCAAUGAUGCAUCCAAGUAUGGAUGGAAUGUCACAAGAGACAAGACUGUUGAAUGGUCUGUCUUGGUUGAGGCUGUACAGAACUAUAUCAAAUCACUGAACUGGGGACAUAGAGUACAACUCAAAGACAAGAAUGUAGAAUAUUUAAAUGCUAAAGGCUCAUUUUUAGAUGAGAAUACGAUACGUGCUGUGAUGGCAAAUGGAAAACAAAAAUCCAUUACUGCUUCUAACAUUGUCAUAGCAACAGGAAUGCGUCCAAGGUAUCCAACUGAUGUACCAGGAGCAUUGGAAUAUGCAAUAAGUAGUGAUGAUAUAUUUACAUUAAAAAAACCACCAGGAAAAACGUUAGUUAUUGGUGCUAGUUAUGUGGCAUUAGAAUCUGCUGGUUUUCUCCAUGGACUUGGCUUCCCUACAUCAGUAAUGGUUCGAUCCAUUCCUCUUCGAGGUUUUGACCAGCAAAUGGCAUCCUUUGUCACGGAUCACAUGGAAGCAAUCGGUAUACCAUUUCUUUGGUCCUGUAUUCCUGUUUGUUUAGAGAAAAAUAGUAAUGGAAAGAUUGUAGUGACGUACAAAGACACAAAAACUGGUUUCACAUUUACAGAUACCUAUGACACUGUCAUGAUGGCCAUAGGACGAAGUCCAUCAACAUCUGGGCUUGGUUUAGAAAACACAGGAGUUGAUUUGAAUGAUAAAGGUUACAUCAUAAGUACUCGAAAUGAAAGGAGUACAGUGAAACACAUCUAUGCUGUCGGUGAUGUGCUUGAGGGUGGUAUUGAACUUACCCCAGUUGCUAUCAAAGCCGGCAGGUUACUGGCACGUAGACUGUUUGACAAUAAAUCAGACUACAUGGACUAUACCAAGGUGCCGACUACAGUAUUCACACCACUGGAAUACGGAGCUGUUGGUCUCUCUGAAGAAGCAGCAAUCAGAAGAUAUGGCAAUGAUAAUAUUGAGGUUUACCAUGCAUUUUACAAACCUCUAGAAUACACAAUACCAGAGAAAUCUGCAGAUCAGUGUUACAUUAAAGUUGUAUGCAGGAGAGAAGAAAAUGAAGAAGUGUUGGGUCUUCAUUUCUUGGGUCCACAUGCAGGUGAAGUUGUACAAGGAUUUGCUGCAGCAAUGAGGUGUGGUCUAACCAGGAGUUUGCUGGAGUCGACUGUUGGAAUUCAUCCAACCAGUGCAGAAGAAAUAGUCAGAAUACACAUCACAAAGAGGUCAGGGAUAGACCCAACUGUGACAGGUUGCUGA